Messenger RNA from Triticum dicoccoides, 561 nucleotides. RefSeq lists its product as uncharacterized. The record is from RefSeq and is a predicted model, not a curated record. Lineage: Eukaryota; Viridiplantae; Streptophyta; Magnoliopsida; Poales; Poaceae. The transcript has 2 exons. Bases 61 to 399 code for a protein of 112 amino acids.
CAUGUAUGCAUUGUACUUUGCGAGCUCUACUGCUAGCUUUUGUGUAGUGUAAUGUAAGAGAUGCACAUACGUAAUGUAAUAAUUUUUUCAUGGAAGCCGCCUACGACAUCAUGGUUUGUCGACAACCACGACUUGACGCGGGACACAUUCUACGUCGCUGGGUUGGCAUCCUCAGCUGUCAAAUCAGACGUCAUCGACAGCGACCACGAGGAGGGCACCCGCUCCGGCUCUUCCAAAGGAAAAAAGCCCAUCUGCGACAUCAGGGAGGGCACCCUGCAGCCGCAUCUGCGACAUCAGGGAGGGCACCCUGCAGCCGUGCUCUUCCAAGGGGAAGGAGCCAUUUACGACAACAGGGAGCGCACCAAGAGUCAUGGAAAGGAACACGUCUGUAACAAGUGAGGAAACCCAUUUUGCCGUGCCUCUUUCGAAGGGGGGAAACAACAUAUGAUCGUGCUAGUAGCUUUUGCCAUACUAUGUUUUAACCAUGCCGUGCUUCAAUUGCUAUAUUUGGUUAUUUGUAGUAUGCCUUAUUUAUUUCAGUUAUUCACAAUGUGAUAUUCU